CUCUCUUCUCUUGAUCGCCUCCCGCCGUCCCAUCCCAUUGUCAAAGCCGGACAGCGCAUGUUUCAUGCUGAUUGUCAGCUUCGAACGAGCCAAGCGCCUUUCUGCAAAGCGCAAGCUGCUGCUACCCCUUGCGUACCGACACCACCACCGUCCGGCUGUCCCCUUCCUUCCCCUCCCCUUCCCCCGGUGUCUCGCACUGCUUGCUCGCGACGGUGCGUGACACCCGCCUAUCAGCCACCGCUCUCCGCCAUCCUGUACAACCUCAAGACCCCACGGGACCUUUCCCGGUCCGCUCCGCUCCGCCCCAGUUGAGCCACAAGAUCAGUCGUGUCAGCAAGUCGAAACAGCGCAGGCCCUUUGCAUUUAUAUCCCCCUUACGGGUUCGUCCCCGUACUACGGAGCCGUGCAGCGCAGCGCAUAAUCGCCAUCUUCACCGCCGACGCUGCUGAAAGUAGCAUCGUCGAUAGCACCGACUCAUCUUUUCCUUCGAAUACAGGGACCCUACACACAAGAUGGGUUGUGGACCG
Tilletiaria anomala UBC 951 is the source of this 527-nucleotide messenger RNA. RefSeq lists its product as uncharacterized. The coding region runs from base 58 to 312 and encodes 84 amino acids. The transcript has a single exon. NCBI's taxonomy places the organism in Eukaryota, Fungi, Basidiomycota, Exobasidiomycetes, Georgefischeriales, Tilletiariaceae. The record is from RefSeq and is a predicted model, not a curated record.